AGCGUAGAAAAAAAAAGUUCGAGCGUCAUUGCGACCAUCUUCAACUUUUGCUGUUACCCACCUACCCUUGGUAAUAUAUUUUCGAUUCGUUCUAUAUGCUCUGUUCAUAGCUUGUUGGCUAUACAUAUCAUGAGGGAUCGCAAUAACUCGGCGUGAUUUCACUGCGACUAGGAGCAUUUAAGAUGAAUUCUACUCUAUUCACGAAAGCUGCGAUACCGUCGCGCAUACUGUCUCCAGCUCAGAUAUAUCGGAGGCAAAGAUUACGAGACCACUUACGAAGGCGCGCACAAAGCAAUACGAUCACUUCAUUGUCAAAGAGGCCAAGCAAUACAAUAAACCGGCCGACCUGCCAAGCUGCGACAUACAGACGAUCCUUCCAUGCCACCCCCCGUGCGCCCGCUAUCAAAGACCCGUACAGUACCCUGGGUGUGGGGAAAUCGGCUUCGGCAGGAGAUAUUAAGAAGGCCUACUAUGGAUUAGCCAAGAAGUACCAUCCGGAUACGAAUAAGGACCCAUCGGCGAAAGAUAAAUUUGGUGAAAUCCAGUCUGCGUAUGAGAUUCUGUCCGAUCCCAAAAAGAAGGAACAGUAUGACCAAUUUGGGGCUGCCGCUUUUGAUGCUAAUGCUGGACCCGGACCUGGAGCCGAUCCUUUCGCAGGAGGAAAUCCGUUCGCCGGCUUUGGUGGACAAGGAGGCUUCGGUGCUAAUUUCAACUUCGAAGACCUCUUUUCCGCAUUCGCUGGUAGAAAAGCUGGUGGGCCUUUUGGGGCAGGAGGCCCCUUCGGAGGAGGAGCGCACGCAGGUGGAAGAGGGAGCCCGUUCGAAGACGUCCUCAUCGGAGAAAAUAUCGAGGUACAAACGAGCAUCUCAUUUAUGGACGCGGCAAGAGGGACGAAGCAGGCGAUUACGAUACAUCCAUUUAUAUCAUGCAAUACUUGCAGUGGAAGUGGUCUAAAGCCAGGCACCAAGCGGACGGAGUGCAAGGUCUGUGGUGGGACAGGCACACAGGUCCAUUUCAUGACGGGCGGCUUCCAGAUGGCUAGCACCUGUAACAAUUGCAAAGGUACCGGCACAACAUCUCCUAAAGGAUCAGAUUGUCGUGAAUGCGGUGGGAACGGUGCUGUUAGAGAGCGCAGGACUAUCACUGUGGAUAUCCCUGCUGGUAUUGAAGAUGGGAUGAGAUUACGGUUAGAUGGAGAAGGAGACGCACCCAUCACUGGUGGCGAGGCCCCCUCCGGUGCUAGGAUGGCUCGAGGGGACCUCUACGUUUGCGUGCGGGUCGCCUCGGACCCGAAGUUCAAGCGAGCGGGAUCUGACAUCCUGUACACGGCAACCAUCCCAUUAACUACAGCCAUACUGGGUGGUGAAGUGGCGAUCCCGACGCUAGAUGGCCAAGUCAACGUGAAGGUUGCGACAGGCACGAGCACUGGCGACAAAUUAACGCUGGCCGGGUUGGGUAUGAAGAAGCUAGGUGCCCGCCGUAGCAAUUCAGGAGACCUAAAGGUGGAAUUCCGAGUCGCGAUGCCAAAAUAUCUUUCCGCCAACCAGAGGACGAUUGUAGAGAUGUUGGCGGACGAGUUAGGCGACAAGACGGCCAAGCGGAUUAUGAACGUCAAGAUGCCAGGAUCUGCGGGUAGAGAAGCAACGAAGGGUGAAGAUCCCGACAUGCAUAGAAACGAAGGUUUUCUGAAGUCGAUAUGGCAUAAUCUGACGAAUAACCCAGGUCACCAAAAACCAGGAGACCCAACGUCCGGUGGCCAGAAGAACUCUAACGAAGACCCCAAGAAAGGCUCUGGCUCGGGUUGAGCUUGCAACCUACCUAAUAUAGACGCUAUCCUUGAACCAAUGACUGGUGAACGCCUCCUCAAGCAUGUACCAUACUCGCACACCUGAAAGAUAUGUCACGAAAUAUGAUCGCCUGGAAUAUAGAUAUUAGAGUGAUUGGGAUUGCAUGGAUGGUGUUUGAUGAUGGAUGGGAUGAUGCCCGGGCGUCUUAAGUGGAAUCGACUCGCCGGCGAGAGCAUGUUUGCGCGCCUUGAUAUCCACAAUAUACUCGCUAGGUGUGUAUUUGAAUCUGUACACUACUACUAAUAGGUACAGGACACAUGAUCAGAUAAUGCGAGGCCACUCUCCUCAAUUCAAGAUACGUACAUGAUGAAUCGGGUUAUGGGUGAUCUUACCUUGUUCAUAACAAGCCCCACGAUUUCUUAUUUCUUAAUUCUUUACCUACUACUGC
This is a messenger RNA of Annulohypoxylon truncatum, 2235 nucleotides long. RefSeq lists its product as uncharacterized. The record is from RefSeq and is a predicted model, not a curated record. The coding region runs from base 183 to 1805 and encodes 540 amino acids. NCBI's taxonomy places the organism in Eukaryota, Fungi, Ascomycota, Sordariomycetes, Xylariales, Hypoxylaceae. Gene Ontology annotation, molecular function: heat shock protein binding; ATP binding. Gene Ontology annotation, biological process: response to heat; protein refolding. Gene Ontology annotation, cellular component: cytoplasm. The transcript has 3 exons.